GCUUAGACAACGUCAUCAAAAUCCAUCCAGAUCUGAGAUCACUCCAACACAGCAAACUAGCCUAGUGCUUGUUUCAAGCCCUCCCGCAGUCGUACUAGUGAGCGUAAUCUAACUGGACAAGAUGGACGCCGACAUCGAGCACCUAGUCCUCUCAGGCAAACUCUUCGGCACCAACUCCCGCUCCUCCUCCCCCUCACGCAGCCCCUCCCCAACCCUCUCAUUCGCAUCCGCCUCCUCCUCAUCCUCCUCCUCCCACCGACGUGCCCAAUACCAACACCAACCCGAUCCCAAUGCGCACCAAGAAUCAAUCGGGAUGGGUCCCGGACGCACAGGUGUAAAAGGCGUCAUCCGCGACCAACACGAAGCAGCUGCGCUCCACGCUGAGCGGCGCGCGCGCGAGAUGGAGGAGGUUCGGCGGAAGAUGGAGCGAGGGAAUUUAGGGGGGAAGACCUUCUUGGAGGAAGAAGCGGAAGAUAAGAAAGAUGCGCUAGAGUUCGCGAUUGCGCUGGGUGAGAAGCGGGAUGUGCUGGGUCUUCCGAAAGCGGGGCGAUUUGGGCAUUUGAGGGAGGUGGGGCGUGCGGGGUUUGUGGGUGCUGUUGAGAGGGAGGAUAGAGGUGUUUGGGUUGUUGUGCAUUUGUAUGAGUCGUCGUUGGAUCGGUGUUAUGCGCUUGAUGAAGUUUUGGCGAGGCUUGCGAGGAUUUACCCUGAGACGAAGUUUGUGCGUGCGAGGGCUGCUGCGCUGGGGUUUGCGUCGGCUGCGCCGUCGUCGACGACGGCGUCUCGGGUGAGGUCUAGGUCGGAUAAGAUGCCUGGGCGGUUUAUCGAUGAUGAUGAAGAGGAUCCGUAUGCUGAUGGGGCUGAUGAGAAGCCUUAUCACGACGACGACGAUGACGAGGGAGAACAGGAGGACGACGUCGACACCGACAUGCUACCCACACUACUAGUGUAUCGCGACGGCGAGCUCGUGCAUAACUGGGUACGUGUAGACUGGGAAGCGGGACAAGCGGGCGUCGAGGAUUUGCUCGCAAGACGAAAUGUUAUUUCAUCAUCUUUCAGGUCGACUGGCAAUUGCGGUUUGCCGGAAGAUGAUGGGGAUGAUCUGAUAUGGAGCGAUGAAGAACGAUGACCCCCCGAGAAUCAGUACUCAGUGGCAGACGGCAUGGGCUCUUACUGUUCGUUCAGGGUUCCGUGCCAUCCAAAAAAAAUCAUCCCUAUCUUUUGUAAUUGUUGUCCUCCCUGUUUCGGUGGACUCAUUCCCUGGUAUCGGGCGCAUUUCAACUUCAACGUGAUAGGACGUAAAACUUGUUCUUGUAUUUCAUAUAUACCCACUGGUAGGACUCCGCAAUGAGACCUCAUCGCUAUCUGAUUUUCACGGUGUCGCAGAUGUUGUGUAAUUUAUUUUGCCAGGAUCUGAUGUAGGUAUAUGUUACAUAUAGUGCUUGUCUUUGCCUGGUUUUUCUGCGUGUAAUUUGUGCCAUUGAUUCAGAUUCGUACAACUACGUAACUAUUGGACUCCAGUGGACGUGUACACCGUGAUUUCUCCGAGGAGGGGCCAAGCAUGUAAUCGCAUCUUUGGCCG
This is a messenger RNA of Suillus clintonianus, 1579 nucleotides long. RefSeq names its product thioredoxin-like protein. Bases 122 to 1126 code for a protein of 334 amino acids. NCBI's taxonomy places the organism in Eukaryota, Fungi, Basidiomycota, Agaricomycetes, Boletales, Suillaceae. The transcript has 5 exons. The record is from RefSeq and is a predicted model, not a curated record.